Molecule: messenger RNA, 417 nt
Organism: Dromiciops gliroides (monito del monte)
Lineage: Eukaryota; Metazoa; Chordata; Mammalia; Microbiotheria; Microbiotheriidae
Product: sulfiredoxin-1-like
Exons: 1
Coding region: 7-417 (136 amino acids)
Biological process (GO): cellular response to oxidative stress
Cellular component (GO): cytoplasm
Molecular function (GO): sulfiredoxin activity
Source: RefSeq, a predicted model, not a curated record
GUCAGGAUGGGGCUGAGAGCCAGCGGUAGCCAAGGCCAAGCGGGCCGAGAGGUCGGAGCAGAAGGGCAGGAUUGGGCCUCUGAAUCAGAAAAUAAAAGUAUACAUUCUGGCAGAAUCUCUACCGUGCACAACGUUCCCAUGAGCGUCCUCAUUCAGCCGCUGCCCUCCAAGCUGGACCAGGACAAGGUGAAGAGCCUCAUGGACACCAUCCAGGAGGACCCAGACCGGGUGCCACCUAGUGAUGUCCUAUGGAUUAAAGGAGCCCAAGGAGGGGACUACUUUUACUCCUUCGGAGGAUGCCACAGAUAUGCAGCCUACUGGGAACUGCAAAAGGAAACCAUCCCUGCCAAGCUGGUCUGGUCUAUGAUAUCUGACCUUCGUGUGUACCUGGGUUCUUCCACGCCAGACCUGCAGUAG